Messenger RNA from Harmonia axyridis, 2919 nucleotides. RefSeq names its product probable basic-leucine zipper transcription factor G. Gene Ontology annotation, cellular component: nucleus. The transcript is spliced from 7 exons. Gene Ontology annotation, biological process: regulation of transcription by RNA polymerase II. Gene Ontology annotation, molecular function: RNA polymerase II cis-regulatory region sequence-specific DNA binding; DNA-binding transcription factor activity, RNA polymerase II-specific. NCBI's taxonomy places the organism in Eukaryota, Metazoa, Arthropoda, Insecta, Coleoptera, Coccinellidae. The coding region runs from base 687 to 2330 and encodes 547 amino acids. The record is from RefSeq and is a predicted model, not a curated record.
UUAUUUAUCAUCGAGUACAAAUGAUAAUCCUUGAAAAUGAUAAGAUAUCCUUGAGUUGCUCACAAUAUCGAUCAGAGUUGAUGAAACGAGUGAUUCGAGAUGCGAAAAAUAUUACAUAAACUCCUGUAAAAGGUUCAUCUCUUGUUGUUAUUCUGGUAUUUCCUUAAAGUAAUUAGUUAUUAUUAGGUGAAGGUCCUUAAUUCCUGAAAAACUGGGGACUUCGGAAAAUACGGGUCCACCCGGUCGCGAAGGAUACAGCGUUGUCGCUUAUCAAGUUAUUGCCUAGAUGAUCCUACCGCGGAGGACCAAAAGGUUCACGCCCAUCCCUACAAUUCGUUCGCAUCGACUUAGGAUAACUUUCUUCAUUUCCAGAUAUUAAUCAGAUGUUCAUUUCAUCAUUAACAACGAAUGGAGAAACUUAAGUGAGUGCCUUUCAUUUGGAAGCCAUGACUCACAGGUACCGGUUCCUAUUAGUGAGUGAAACAACGGCGAAGCGGCAACUGAGUGCUUGACGUCACUCAUUCCACGCUGGCUAUCGUAGAAACCCGAAAACGGGAGCAUAUUGCGACUGAUCCGGGUUCCCAUAGGAGAACUGCUAGUGAAAAUGCUGAAAUUUGAGGUCAACUAAGUGAAUACGUACGUCUACGAGGUUUUUUUUACGGUGGUUCCAGUUCGCGAUUUGAAACAUGAGUUUCUACGACAUUCUGGGUAGCGACGGGGAAGUGAAUUCGAAGCUAGACAUGGAUAACAUCGAUAUGUCUAUCGAUUACAGUACCCCAGAGGAAUUGUUGUCAUCUGAGUUCUUCACUUCCUGUCAAUCUUUUGGAGAUCCCAUUUCUAUUGAUCAUGGGAUUUGUGAUAAUGAUGUUAUCAAUUUUGAUGAUGAUAUCAAUCUCCUCAGUGAAACUAGCUCGAAUCCUGAAGAGGUCUUUUCUCCAGGAAGUGUUACUUCAGAGAGUGAGAAAAGUAGCAUUAUUGAGUCAGCAGAUGAAAGUGUUUCCUCUAUGGCAAAUCACACUAUUGAAGACAUAAAUGAAUCUCUGAUGAUGUCUCUUCUGAACCAAAAUGAUAACAUUAAAAUUAUAAAUACUCCAAGUAAACCUACAAUCCCAGUAAUCAAACAGAAUAAACUCACUAAAAUUGUGGUGCAAACUCCUAAUAAUAACAAGAAGAUUCUGGUGACAAAGCCUAUACACCCUAAUCAAAUCAAAACUACAAAUGUGAAGCCUAACAAGAAGAUCCUCAAGGUCCAUAAUAUAACUUCUAACGGCCGAUCUGUACUUCUUCCUCUCCAUAUGAAUUCCUUCAAGAUUUUGAAUGCUAGUGAUUUGAAAGCAGAGAAUUUCAGAGUGACAUCUUCAACUGGGGAUAACAUGUUCACACAGUGUAAAAUCGACACUAGGGACAACAUAUUUACUCAGUGUAAGAUUGAACCACUUUCACCUGAAACAGAAGAUGAAGUUGAUGUUGUAUCAUCAACUGAUAGCCAACACCCCGCUCUGAAUCUAACGAAUGAAGAAAGAAGGUUGUUAUCAAAAGAAGGUAUCAAACUCCCCACACAUUAUCCACUUACCAAAAAUGAAGAAAGAGAGUUGAAAAGGAUAAGACGCAAAAUAAGAAACAAAAUUUCUGCGCAGGAUUCAAGAAAACGCAAAAAGGAAUAUGUUGAUGGUUUGGAAGAAAGAGUCAAAAGGAGUUCAGAAGAAAAAAAAUUUCUUCUUCAACGUAUAAAGCAGCUGCAAAGACAGAAUAACAAGUUGAUGUCUCAUUUCUCCAAACUACAAGAGCUCCUCUUCAAAUCAUCAACAUCGAAAGCUACACCAAGUACAUGUGUAAUGGUUGUUCUUCUAUCUGCCCUUCUUGUUUCUUUACCAAACAUACGUUUGCCACAAAAGGAAAUGAAUGAAGCAGAACAAGGUGCUCGGAGGGCCUUAUUAUCCAGUCAAAUUGAUGAAGAUCUUCAUUUGGACGAAUUUUUAGUUUUCAAGGACGAUCUAGAAUUGCCAUCUGAAAUGGCAGAUUCCGAAAAUAUCACUGAAAAGGAAUUGUCCAAGAUGUUGAAUAAUGCUGAAAGAGGCUGGAAUGAGAAAGAGAGUGUUUUCAGUCAAGUCAUUGAGAAUGUAAGCAGAUGGCUUGGUAAAGAUAAAACAUUACCUUCCAAGUCUAUUUUUGCCGAACCAGAUAUAGAUGAUGGACCUCCACUUAAAAGAACCCGUUUUGAUCUCAAUGUCAAUAGGUAUUCUGCCGUUGAUGUCGAAAAUACUCCUUCGGAUCAACAAUUAGAUAUGGUCACUACAAUGUUCACUAUAAACGACAGCAAAAAGAAAUGAAUACCAAAAGAGUUUCACUGAAUAUUUGGGAGAACUCUAAAACUUAAAAGACUUAUCCACCACCUGAUUGAAAGGAAUAGUUUUCUAAAAAAAAUCCUUUCCCUAAAAUCAUAUUUGAAGUUUGAUUCAAAGUACAAUGUAAAUAAAUAAGAACUGUCGGGAAUGAUCAAACUCUGUUAGGAUGUGAUUGAAAUUUAUUGAAAUUAGAAUGUGUUACAUUCAUUUACAGAAUUUUUACUCUUAUUAUAUUUUCAUAGUUUAUCGUUGAAUGUUUGGUAUAUUUAAUUGUACUGUUUGACUUAAUUUCUAUAUUUUAUUAUUGUUCUUGAAUGAUUUUAGUUUUUGCAUUCCAAUUUUUAUCAUACUAUGAAUCAUUCAAAACUAUCCUUUAUUUAUUUAAGACUGUACAAAUUUGGGAUAUGUUUAAAUAUUGUGGCAAUAUUUUUCAAAGUCAAUUCAUCCAUCGAUGAAAUAUCAAUAUUCUUCCCAUCUCCCUAUAUGCUCCAGAUACUAGAAGCUUUUUAAAAGUAUUGUGAAGAACCAAUAAAGGAAGGAACUAAAAUUUUCUUUAGUUUCUCUUGAAUCUCAA